CGCAUUGUUGUGAUAGCUGUGGGGAAAAGCGCUCUGAGUGAAUUCACACCUUUCUUUCUCUGCAGUCAAGGACGCUUUAUCUUUUUGGGACAUAAGAGGACAUACAAGGACAUAUCUGACUUUUCUUUCUCGCGCUUCUAGUGAUUUCCGAGAGCAUGGAUAGCCCAAAGCUGCUGGAUAUCCCUCAGCUUAGUAAUGAGAUGCAGCUGAAAAUUAUGCACAUGGUGAAGAGUGGAGAGCUGAGCAUCGACGACGCGCUGGACCAGGCAAGAAGAGACAAACUACAGCUGCUUCAGAAGAACUUCGAUUUAGAGGAAAAACAAGCCUCGCAGUACAACUUCAGUGUGCACAAAUUGAAUGCUUACAGAUGGCAAAAAAGGAUACUCCAGAUUGAUUUCAGCACAAAGAAGGUUUGUAAUAUUGAGAAAGGCAUCGUGAAGAGGCAGUUUCCUUUUCAGAACAUUAAAAACUGCCAUGAUGCUGCAGGGACCAGGUUUACAGUGUUGUUCAAGGACCACCAUGACUACGAGCUGGAGGCUAUGUCUAAACAGGACAAGCAAAAAAUCCUGGAACUGAUAAAUCAGAUUAUUUACAGGAAUAUCCAACCUGUAGAUGUGUAUGCGAAGAUUAAAAAGAAACCAGUGUCCCCGAAAAGUCUUCGCGAGGGCCAGCUGCUUCUGCAGAGAGGAGGGCUGGCAUCAUUCAAAUGGAAGAAGUAUGAAGCACAUCUCUAUACAGGACACCUGACCCUGCUCUCGACAACGCAUUGUGAAUAUGAAGAUGAGGAUGAUGUACCUUCUGCGUCCUCCACCCUGCCAAUCAUCAUUCACUUCUCCGACGGCAAUGCCAGCGUAGAGAGCCACUGCACUUUUGACUCUAUGUUUAUGCUAAUCACUAACAACAAUGAGUUCCAUUUCCAGAUUCCAGCAAACGAACAGACGGAUACAAAGGUCAUUAGGAACGAACGGGACGACUGGGUUAAAGCUAUUAACAGGUUAUGCAUGGACUGGAAACGCAACUCUCAGCACGUGUAUGAAGAACUCAGAGAAUCUGUCAAGACUGAAGGAGAAAUUAAAGAGUGUCUAUCUGGCCAUGAGAUAAAACCAGAGGCUGACAGAGUGCAGAACAAUCAUGGGGUUACUGAAUGUCCACCGCUGCCAAAACCCAAUAUAUUGGCUGAAAAUGUAUCUGCUCCAUUGCUGGAGCCAGUGCUCGAACUGUUGUGCUCUCCCGCUCUGGGGUUAGAACAUCUACACAAGUUAAAGGAACCAGUGAAAUCUCCAGAGCCAGAGGCACAGCUUGCAACUGUGACAGCACCGGUGUCUUCUUUAGCCCCGAUUCCUGCUCCUCCUCCUCCAUUGCCACCUCCAUUGCACAAGAAAGGCAAUCUAAAACCACAGAAAGAGAGAACCAAAGCCUUUCACUGGGAUGUCAUAAUGCAAGACAAGAUUGCAAAGUCAUUGUGGACGCGGGGAAGUCCUCGAGAAAUUGAAAUCGACACAUCGCGUCUGUACGAGCAAUUUGGAGUUAAAGACUCGGGGCAGAUUUCUACCACAGAGUCCAGUAAGCAUGCUGAAAUCCUGCUGAAUGCGAAAGUCGCACACAACUUCAAUAUUUUCCUCAAAAGUUUCCCAGUGCAGCCUAAAGAGCUCAAGGACAAAUUGUUCAUUGUUGAUGAGGGUGAAGGAGGCCUGUCUGACGAACACAUUGCUUCUCUCAGGAGGUAUGUGCCAACUCCGGAUGAUAUAGAGAUGUACACGUCCUAUAAAGGAGAUGUGAGUGAACUGCACUUGGUUGAUCAGUACAUGAUGGAGAUGUGUAACAUCCCAUACCUGAGCACUCGACUGGACCUUCUGUUAACUCUCAGAGAACUGCCCAUCACCAUUGAAGACCUGACACCGCUGAUUAAAAAGAAGAUUGACAUGUGUCGUCAGCUGUGGGGCUGCGAAACCUUCACGUACGUGCUUGAGUACCUGCUGACCAUCGGCAAUUACCUCAACCAGCAUGCAGGCAAAGAAAAGGCCAAGGGAUUCCGUCUCUCAUCCUUAACGAAGCUCUCGCAAGUACGUGGGAAUGAGAAGAAGUUCACCUUGCUGCAUGCCCUUGUUGAGCAGAUCAUGUUGCAUGAGCCCCGUUUGGCCACGUUUUUCCAGGAGUUGACGGAAUUUGAGACGGUCCCAGGGGCAUCAAUUAAAGGCCUAACAGCUGAAGUGGAUGUUGUGAAGAAUGAGCUACAGAAGGUCAUUCAGUACAGGAAAACAUACAAGUGGAAAAACUUAGGCGCCCAGGACUCCAAACUCUCGAAAGACUUAAAGACGGCCAUCGAGAAGUAUGAGGUGGAUCUCAGCCAGCUGACGAAGAGGUGCACGGAGAUGAGGAAACUCUACGCUGACAUAUUGGUGAAAUUUGGAGAGCCCUUGGAUCAGGAUUCUCAAGAAGUGUUUGGCUGGGUUUGCCAGUUUAUCAACGAAUUCAGAAAGGUCCAUGCAGAGUUCACAUGUUGAGACUUGCUCCCAUCGAAGUGUUUGCUGUUGUGUACGUGCGUCUGUGUGUGUGUGUGUGUGCGUGUGUGCUUUUGUGUAUUACUAAGAAGCCUGACCUGGCCUCUCAAGCAUAUCAGAGAAGGCGUGUCGAUCCAAAGACCAUUUGAAUGUCAGUCUAAACUGAAGAGCAAGGUUUUCGGUGAGCAGCCUAAUCCAGGGGUUUAAUGAAGGAUUUGCUGGAUCUAUUGCCGAUCCGGUGUUUACUUUGAUUAAAAGUCCUGGGCAGAUUUACUGGAAGCUGAAAGCAGCUUUCGCUCACUCCAGUCCAUAACAAAGAGCACUGCUGGAUGCACUGCUAGCUCAGGAGAAACUGCUCGCUUGGAAGCCGAUAUAGAUCGGCUGUUACUUUUUUGGAGAGCUCUUUCAAUGGAAGUUACUGGGCUGGAGAUGACAAACGGGGGCUGCCAAGCUACCAGCAGCCACACAGCUGCCCAAGAAUGAGGGAGGGCAGAGCAAUGGUCAGAGCCAGCUGAACCCCGUACACACAUUUCUCUAGACACUCCAACAUGAAGACUUCACUGGACUGCUUUUGUUCCUCCUCUUCAUUCAAAUUAGCUUUGCAGAUAAGCCAUGCUUUAGAUUGAUUUUGCUCUGUGACUUGAGGGAGCAUGCAGCUCUAUGUGUCUUACAUUUUAAGCAGACAUCAACCGGCAGACAGAUGUGUCCUUGAUUUUAAAAAGCCAAAUAUUUUGGAAUAAUGGAAGUCUAGGCAGCUCAUUGCUCACAUGUGCCACAAAGCAGUGUUUCAAAAAAAUCGAUUGCCAUUGAAAACUGAAGCGUUGCAGCAUACAUGUGAACGGGUCAGAGAUAAUAAAAAAGACGUGUUUGGUCAUUUAAAAUGAGAAAGGAAACCCAGAAAAGUUUGAUUUUGACAAUGUGCACAGUACUAUGAAACAAUAAAACUGAACCGAUUAAACUGAUAUAAUGUUUU
This is a messenger RNA of Tachysurus fulvidraco (yellow catfish), 3474 nucleotides long. RefSeq names its product formin-H. Bases 156 to 2504 code for a protein of 782 amino acids. The record is from RefSeq and is a predicted model, not a curated record. NCBI's taxonomy places the organism in Eukaryota, Metazoa, Chordata, Actinopteri, Siluriformes, Bagridae. The transcript has 17 exons.